This is a messenger RNA of Molossus molossus (Pallas's mastiff bat), 396 nucleotides long. RefSeq names its product calmodulin-1-like. Lineage: Eukaryota; Metazoa; Chordata; Mammalia; Chiroptera; Molossidae. Gene Ontology annotation, molecular function: calcium ion binding. The transcript has a single exon. Bases 31 to 396 code for a protein of 121 amino acids. The record is from RefSeq and is a predicted model, not a curated record.
CUAUUUGACAAGGAUGGUGAUGGAACUAUAAUGACAACAAAAUUAGGAACUGUAAUGAGGUCUCUUGGGCAGAAAACCACAGAAACAGAGUUACCGGACAUGAAUAAUGAAAUGGAUGCUGAUGGUAAUGGCACAAUUGACUUCCCCAAAUUUCUGACAUUGAUGGUGAGAAUAAUGAAAGACACAGACAGUGAAGAAGAAAUUAGAGAAGCAUUCCGUGUGUUUGAUAAGGAUGGUAAAGGCUAUAUUAGUGCAGCAGAGCUACAACAUGUGAUGGCAAACCUUGGAGACAAGUUACCACAUGAAGAUGUGGAUGAAAUGAUCAGGGAAGCAGAUUUUCAUGGUGAUGGUCAAGAAAACUAUAAAGAAUUUGUACAAAUGAUGACAAGAAAGUGA